Molecule: messenger RNA, 2907 nt
Organism: Grus americana (Whooping crane)
Lineage: Eukaryota; Metazoa; Chordata; Aves; Gruiformes; Gruidae
Gene: SRRT
Product: serrate, RNA effector molecule
Exons: 20
Coding region: 103-2763 (886 amino acids)
Biological process (GO): mRNA processing; primary miRNA processing
Cellular component (GO): nuclear body
Molecular function (GO): nucleic acid binding
Source: RefSeq, a predicted model, not a curated record
UUUUCUUCCCCCGUCAUACGUCACGUCCGGCUGGCGCGGACCGGAAGUGAGCGGGCGGCGGCGCGCGGAGCCGAUCGCCGCCGGGAUCGCGCGGGCAGCGUCAUGGGGGACAGCGACGACGAAUACGACCGGCGCCGGCGCGACAAGUUCCGGCGGGAACGCAGCGACUACGACCGCUCGCGGGAGAGGGACGACCGACGCCGCGACGACUGGAGCGACCGGGACUGGGACCGCGGACGGGAGCGCCGGAGCCGGGGCGAGUACCGAGACUACGACCGGACACGCCGGGAACGUUUUUCACCCCCCCGCCAUGAGCUCAGCCCCCCCCAGAAGCGUCUACGUCGUGACUGGGAUGAGCACAGCGGUGACCCCUACCACAGCGGCUACGACAUGCCCUACAGCGGGGGGGGUGCCGGCCCUACCUACGGCCCCCCCCAACCCUGGGGGCACCCCGAAAUGCACGUCAUGCAGCACCACAUCCUCCCCAUCCAGGCCAGCAGACUGGGGAACAUCGCGGAGGUGGACCUGGGGAUGGCCCCCCCGGUGAUGAAGAGCUUCAAGGAAUUCCUCCUCUCCUUGGACGACGCGGUGGACGAGACGGAAGCCGUUAAACGUUAUAACGAUUAUAAACUCGAUUUCCGCCGUCAGCAGAUGCAAGAUUUCUUCUUGGCGCAUAAAGACGAGGAGUGGUUCCGUUCCAAAUAUCACCCGGACGAGGCCGGGAAGCGGAAGCAGGAGGCGCAGGCGGCGCUGAGGAACCGCCUCAACGUCUUCCUCUACCUCUCGGAGAACGGCUGGUUCGACAACCUCCUCCUCGACAUCGAUCGCGCCCCCGCCAUCAUUAAAACCCUCGACGCCGCGGUGAUUAAGAUGGAAGGGGGGACGGAGAACGACCUGCGUAUCCUGGAGCAGGAGGAGGAAGAGGAGCGACAGGAGAAGGCCGAAGCGGCCAAAAAGGAGGAACCGCGACCCCCCGAUGCCGAUCGCAAAGCCCCUGACCGCGAGGAGAAGGAGGAGGGGAAGAAGGGCGAGGGGGAGACGCCGAGCGAGGAGAAGGCCAAGAAGGGGCCGGAGGAGGAGGAGGAGAAGGAGAAAGGCCGGAAGGAGGAGGAAGGGGACAAGGAGGCCAAGAAGGCCAGCAAGAAGCGGAAGCGGAAGCGCAGCGGCGACGACGACAGCUACGACGAGGGCAGCGCCAGCGACUCCGAGAGCGAAUCAGAGGGCGGCCGCCACGAGGGGGACAAGGAAGAGGAGAAGGCGAAGGACGAGAAGGGACGCGAGGAAGAGGGGGGGCCGGCGGCGCCGAAGGCCAAGGAGAAGGAGGGCGGAGGGGGGGACCCCAAACCUCGGCCGCUCCACAAAACCUGCUCCCUCUUCAUGCGGAACAUCGCCCCCAACAUCUCCCAGGCCGAAAUCGUGGCGCUCUGCAAGCGUUACCCCGGCUUCAUGCGCGUGGCUCUGUCGGACCCCCAGCCUGAGAGGAGAUUUUUCCGACGGGGGUGGGUCACCUUCGACCGCAGCGUCAACAUCAAGGAGAUUUGCUGGAGCCUCCAAAAUAUUCGGCUCCGUGACUGCGAACUGAGCCCGGGGGUGAACCGUGACCUCACGCGCCGGGUGCGCAACGUCAGCGGCAUCACCCAGCACCGCCCCAUCGUCCGCAACGACAUCAAACUCGCCGCCCGCCUCGUUCACGCCCUCGACGGUCGCGCUCAGCUUUGGGGGGCUCCCACCCCUGCCCCCCCGGGGGGAACGGCUCUGCUCGGGGGGGAUGGGCCCCCCAACCCCGACGGGGACGGGGACGCCGCCGCCGCCGCUGCCGCCGGGGCGGUGCCGUCGCAGAACCCGGUGCUGAAGCACAUCACGGAUUACCUGAUCGAGGAGGUGAGCGCGGAGGAGGAGGAGCUGCUGGGGCGCGGCGGGGGCGACGCCGAGGAGGGGCCGCGCGAGGCCAACCCCGCCGAGGUCACCGUCGAGCGUGACGAGAAGCUCCUCAAGGUGCUGGACCGCCUGCUGCUGUACCUGCGCAUCGUGCACUCGGUGGAUUACUACAACACCUCCGAGUACCUCAACGAGGACGAGAUGCCCAACCGCUGCGGCAUCGUGCACGUGCGGGGGCCCCUGCCCCCCAACCGCGUCUCCCACGGAGAGGUGGCGGAGUGGCAGAAGGGCUUCGAGGAGCGGCUGGGGCCGCUGCUGGCGGGGCGGGAGGCGCUGCCGGAGGAGGAAGCCCAGCGCCUCGGCCGCAAGGACCCCGAGCAGGAGCUGGAGAAAUUCGUCACCGCCAACACCCAGGAGCUGGGCAAGGACAAGUGGCUCUGUCCCCUCAGCGGCAAGAAGUUCAAGGGCCCCGAGUUCGUGCGGAAGCACAUCUUCAACAAGCACGGGGAGAAGAUGGGGGCGGUGCGGAAGGAGGUGCUCUUCUUCAACAACUUCCUCAUGGACCCCAAGCGCCCCGCCCUGCCCGAGGGAAAGGGGGGGCCCCCCCCGGGACCCGCCCAGGGCCUGGCCCCGGGGUUGCCGUACCCCCCCCAGACGCCGCAGGGGAUGAUGCCCUACGGGCAGCCCCGGCCCCCCAUCCUGGGCUACGGAGGUGGCCCUCCCUACCCCCCCGGACCCUACGCCGCCGGUCGGGGCAACUACGAGACGUUUCGGGGGCAGGGGGGGUACCUCAACAAACCCCGCAGCAGGAUGGUUCGGGGCGACCCCCGGGCGAUCGUCGAGUACCGGGACCUGGAUGCCCCCGAAGACGUCGACUUCUUCUAGGGCCCCCCCAAACCUCCCCCCCUCCCCCGGGACCCCCUUUUGAUACACCCCUCCCCCCCUCGGCCCCACCCUGCCCCCCCAAUUUGUACAUGCCCCACCCCCACCCCCCAAUAAAUGGCCCCAUGGGGGGCACCACCCACCUCA